Molecule: messenger RNA, 873 nt
Organism: Aspergillus clavatus NRRL 1
Lineage: Eukaryota; Fungi; Ascomycota; Eurotiomycetes; Eurotiales; Aspergillaceae
Product: alpha/beta hydrolase
Exons: 1
Coding region: 1-873 (290 amino acids)
Cellular component (GO): cytoplasm; nucleus
Source: RefSeq, a predicted model, not a curated record
AUGGCACCCCGUCAGCCCCUCAAGCUGCUUAUGCUGCACGGCUAUACUCAGUCCGGGCCAUUGUUCUACGCCAAAAGCCGCGCUCUCAUCAAACACCUGACCAAGGCCUUCCCCCUCCACGACGUCUCCGCCUCCUACCCAACAGGCCCCGCCCGCCUCAACCCCGCCGACAUCCCCGGCUACGAGCCGCCCGCCGAACGCUCCCCGGCAGACCAGCAGCAAGAGGAUGAGAAAAUCGAGGCGUACGGCUGGUACCGACGCUCCGAUGCCGCCGAAUCACCCCUCUACGUCGGCCUCGAGGACGGCCUGGCCGCUAUCGCCAAGGUCCUCCGCGACGAGGGUCCGUUUGACGGCGUCAUCGGCUUCUCGCAGGGCGCCGCAAUGGCCGCAAUGGUCGCGUCGCUGCUUGAGCCAGGGCGCAAGGAGGCCUUCGCGCACUUUGCCGACCCCGAGGUUGCCUCGCACGGCGCCGGGCUCAAGCAGCCCGUAGCCAGUAUUCCCUACCCGGCGUCCUUUGCUCAGAUUGUCCAUCCGCCUCUAAAGUUUGCGGUGUGCUAUAGUGGAUUCCGCUCGCCUGGUCCGCGCUACCGGUCUUUCUAUGAGAACCCGCCAAUCCAGACGCCGGUGUUGCAUGUACUGGGGUCGCUGGAUGCUGUUGUCGAUGAUACGCGCAGUCGGGCGCUGAUCGAGGCGUGUGCGGGGAACCCAGAGGAGGAAGGGAAGGUUGUCUGGCACCCCGGGGGUCACUUUCUGCCGAGCCAGAGGCCGUACUUGGACGCUGCGGUGAUGUUCAUUAGAGGUCAGUUGGAGGGAAAUAAAGCCAAAGCGGAUGCGAAGGAGGAGGAUGCGUGGGAGAUGGAUGUGCCGUUCUAG